CAAACUGAAACCAGCCAGAAAACUAAAAGGAGAAAGAUCGUUUUUUGGUUGUUGACACCUGAAGAUUAUGCGCACGCCUAUUCUGAGGAAACACCCUUGUGAAGAAGCCAAAAGGAAAUGUUAUUACGGAAUGUAAAUUCACAUUUCGAAUUCUUAAAAACUGGACAUAAGUAUCGCGCUAUGUUUCUCAUUAUGGAGAACAGAGAGAGCAGUGAAUUCUGCAGAUUUUCAUCUGCAGAAUUCAGUGAUGAACCCGUGACCUCUGACCCCACGUUUUUCGGUGGCUGGUAUCACACAUCUUCAUCUCAAAGACCUAAAAGCGAGUCACUGAAGAUUGACAGAUCCAUGAGUUGUCUGAAAAUUAGUGCUGAAGCAGUGACCUCUGACCCCAGUAUCUGGAGUAAGAGUUCUUCAAAUAGAAGAUACAACAGAGAGCCUCUGAAGAGUGACAGAUUGGUGACCUCUGACCCCAGUGUGGAUCAUUGUGGAGAGUUCAGAAGUACAGCAGAACUACACAAAUGGGCCUGUGAUCUCACACUGGAUCCAAACACAGCAAACACUCGUCUCAUUCUGUCUGAUGAGAACAGGAAGAUCAAAUAUGUGAAAGAUCAUCAGCCGUAUCCUGAUCAUCCAGAGAGAUUUGAUGAGUAUUUUCAGGUUCUGUGUGGAGAGAGACUGACUGGACGCUGUUACUGGGAGGCUGAAUGGAGCAGAGGUGCUGUUAUAUCAGUGACAUAUAAAGGAAUCAGCAGGAAAGGAUGGAGUGAAGACUGUGUGUUUGGAUUCAGUGACAAAUCCUGGAGUCUGGAGUGCUCUAAUAACAGUUUCUAUGUCUGGCACAAUAAGAACAGCACGUAUAUACCUGUCCUCCGUUCAUCCUCUACUAGAGUAGGAGUGUAUGUGGACGUGUCGGCCGGCACUCUGUCCUUCUACAGCGUCUCUGACACACACACACUCACACACUUACACACAUUCAACACCACAUUCACUGAACCCCUCUAUGCUGGAUUUGGGGUUCAUUAUUACAACUCCUCAUUGUCUCUGUGUGACAUUAAACAGCCUCCUGUGAGAAACAACAGUGAUACACACACAACCAGGUUCUCUGACUCCAAACGUUCUGGCCUCAAUAUUCACCCACUGCCGAACUGUCAGUCUUGUGUCCAUAUAGCUGAUUCUGAUCAGUGGGUUCAGAUUGAGCCGUCCACCUGUACAGAUGAAGGAGGGUCAAAGUUCAGGGUCAGCACUGACCCAGGCCGUUACGAGUGUGUCAGGACCAGAAUGCGAUGGGUCUGUGACCGUGACGUCACCCUUCAGUACUGUACCGUAGACGGACACUUCCUCAACACAGAGCUGGAGAGGCUGCAGUGCAACCGGAUCGGUCCAGUGAUUGACGUGACGGUGAUCUCAGGGAAACUGGAGGAAGUUCAUCUGCCCCAUUACGCCUGUUUAGGAGAGUCUGACCCCUCUCUCAAAGAUGCUGUGAAAGUCCUCAGCGUAAAAGACGAGGGAAUAACCACAGAACCUGUGCAGUUGACCCGAUUCCAUGCUAAGAUUGUCAAACCAUCCUUCUCUCUUAAAACAUUAAUAAUAAGUUGGAUAAUGCGAGUGGACGAACACUGUGAUCUUCUUCUCUACAUGCGUUCUAAAGUUCCUCUCAUUCUACAUGUCUACUUUUUUCCAUUUGAUGAGUGUGCAAAAGAAAAAGUUGAGAAGGAUGAAAAAUCAAGUUGUCCAAUCCCGCAUCCCAGACCUGACAGGCCAUUUCGGAUGAAAACGCCACACAUUCUUGAUGUUCCUGGUGCCUUGACUAUCCAUCCCAAAGAAGGGAUCACAUUCAGAAGAGAAACUCCCCCAAACUACUUCAAGGUCACGACACGUCUGGAGAAUGAUCUGCAAAUGACUCUUAUCAGAAAGGAGGAUAAGGAGGAGGUCUGGCCUGCAACAAUUUUGAAAGAUGAAUUUGAUCAGAGAGACGAACCGUGUCUGAAUAGUGAUCUGAUUCAUCCUAUAAGAGACAAGCCAUGUCUGAAUAGUGAGGCAGAUAAAGCAAGAUAUUUUGACAACCAUUGGCCAGAUCUCAUUCAGGGCGUUACAAAUGUUGGUUUUAUUGCAGAUAAACUGUGUCAGCAGCAACUGAUUCAUGAGGAACAAUACUCAGAAAUCACACAGAGUUUAACCAGUCAGGAGAGCAUGAGAAAGAUCUGUGACAUUAUACGCAAACACAGAGAUGAUGUGAAAGCUAAAUUCAUCUCAGUUCUUCAGGAAGAGAAGCUUUACCACUUCUGAACAUUGGUCUGAUUCACACUUUAAGCUCAAGCUGCAUCUUUUUAAAAUCUAAAACAGCAACAUCGAUAAACCCAAGGCUUCUCUAGUGAUGAUACAGGAAAAUAUGGGUUUAUUAGAAGUUAUUAAAAUAUACUUCUUUCAAAAUAUUCAUUUAUAGUUACGUUAUGAAUAGAUUUAAGUUUGCACAUCUAAGCAAAUGUUCUACAGGGAAGGUAAAAGGAGUUCAGUGUCAGCAGAGUUACAGGAAGAUUUAUUGUCUGUGUAUUUUUCAUACUUGUUGGUGAAUUGCUGAUAUACAUUUUUUGUACAUAAAUUGUGAAAUGUAGAAUUUUACUAAAAAAGGACAGUUGUGGCAAAUAUAAUCCAGAUUUUUUUUAUGUGAUUAUGUUUAAUAUUAUCUUUAUUUAAUAAACAUUUAAUAUUUUCUUUAUCUAAUAAAAGUUCUGUUCUUUUUUUGUAAACAUUUUGUUGGCUCAGAAUUUAACAUUUACUGUAUAUAUUGCAUUUUGGACAUUUCACUGCAUGGAAAUAUUCUGAAUGGUAUAUAUUCUGAAUAAUGCUGUAAAGUAAGACUGUCAUGGGAUAAUGUACAAAAAAACUAAUAUUUAUUUAUUUAUUAUAAAUUCAAAUUCAACAUA
This is a messenger RNA of Ctenopharyngodon idella (grass carp), 2924 nucleotides long. RefSeq names its product NACHT, LRR and PYD domains-containing protein 1 homolog. The record is from RefSeq and is a predicted model, not a curated record. Gene Ontology annotation, molecular function: protein binding. Gene Ontology annotation, biological process: regulation of apoptotic process. The transcript is spliced from 7 exons. Bases 118 to 2286 code for a protein of 722 amino acids. NCBI's taxonomy places the organism in Eukaryota, Metazoa, Chordata, Actinopteri, Cypriniformes, Xenocyprididae.